This is a messenger RNA of Penicillium cosmopolitanum, 780 nucleotides long. Its product is annotated as ATP-dependent Clp protease proteolytic subunit. The coding region runs from base 1 to 780 and encodes 259 amino acids. Gene Ontology annotation, cellular component: endopeptidase Clp complex. The record is from RefSeq and is a predicted model, not a curated record. Gene Ontology annotation, molecular function: serine-type endopeptidase activity; ATP-dependent peptidase activity; ATPase binding. The transcript is spliced from 5 exons. Gene Ontology annotation, biological process: protein quality control for misfolded or incompletely synthesized proteins. NCBI's taxonomy places the organism in Eukaryota, Fungi, Ascomycota, Eurotiomycetes, Eurotiales, Aspergillaceae.
AUGCGCCCAUUAUCUUCAUUUCAGCGUCUGGCACGCUCCAUUCCCCGCGCCUCGAUUCCAUCCCUCCGACCCGCCGUUGCCUCGCGAUGCUUUUCAAUCUCCGCUCCCUCCUUCGACCGCACACCUCCGCGGGGCUGGACACCGACUCCAUUCGUGACUGAGACUGUUGGAGGUGGCUGGCACACAUACGACAUCUUUUCCAGGCUGCUCAAGGAACGUAUCAUCUGUUUGAACGGCGAAGUCGACGAAUCCAUGUCCGCCUCCAUCGUCGCCCAACUCCUCUUCCUGGAAGCCGAUAACCCCCAGAAACCCAUCCAUCUAUACAUCAACUCACCCGGUGGUUCCGUAACAGCAGGCCUCGCAAUCUACGACACAAUGACCUAUAUCGCCUCACCAGUAAGCACAAUCUGCGUCGGUCAAGCCGCCUCAAUGGGCUCUCUCCUCCUCUGCGGCGGCCACCCGGGAAAAAGAUACUGUCUCCCACACAGCUCGAUAAUGAUUCACCAACCCUCCGGUGGGUAUUUCGGACAAGCGACCGACAUCGCGAUCCAUGCGAAGGAAAUCCUGCGCGUGCGCGAACAGCUUAAUCAGAUUUAUCAGCGUCAUCUUACCGGGAAGAAUAAGCUUAGUUUGGAUGAGAUUGAGAAGCUUAUGGAGAGGGAUUAUUUUAUGGGGGCGCCUGAGGCGUUGGAGCGUGGGAUUGUGGAUGAGAUUCUUGAUCGGAGGGUUAAGGUUGAUGGGGUGGGAGAGGGAGAGGGAGAGGGGGAGAAGAAGAAGUAA